Zygosaccharomyces rouxii is the source of this 153-nucleotide messenger RNA. It is a transcript of the gene TOM5, whose product is annotated as Tom5p. Lineage: Eukaryota; Fungi; Ascomycota; Saccharomycetes; Saccharomycetales; Saccharomycetaceae. The record is from RefSeq and is a predicted model, not a curated record. The coding region runs from base 1 to 153 and encodes 50 amino acids. The transcript has a single exon.
AUGUUUGGUCUACCACAACAAGAACCUAGCGAAGAAGAAAAGAAGCUUCACCAACAAUCUACCAACAAGACUGUCAUGAACGCAGUUUAUGCUGGUGCCAUUCUAUGGCUCACCCCUCUAGCAUUGCAUUUCGUCAAGAGACAAUGGAAAUAG